AUGAGAAGGCCCGUAACAGAAAUCCUGAUGAGUUCUAUUAUAAAAUGGUCAAACUCAAAACUGACAGAUGGUUGUCACGUGAUCCCUCAACCAGAAGAGAACUACACAGAAGAGGAACUUCAUUUAAUGAAGACACAAGAUUUGAAGUAUGUUCAAAUGAAACUGAGUAUUGAGCAAAAGAAGAUUGAACGCCUUCAAUCAACCUUACAUCUCACAAGUGAAGGAUUACAACAUAAUACACAUACUAUAUUUGUAGAUGAAGAAGACAAAGAAAGAUAUAGCAGUUUUGAAAAUAAAAGUGAAGUUGAGAAAAGAGAACUCCAGGAGAGUAUUCAGGAUCUUAGUGACCAAGAAAUCCACUCUCUUGAUAAAGAUUUGCUAGAACAGCAACGUGGUAAAGAUAUUUUUGACCCUUCUCUCAAGUUAUCAGCCUAUCGUGAGCUAAGUCAACGAUUAACACGAUCUCGUGAACUGGAGAGGUUAAGUCAUAAAAUGCAAUUAGAGAAAACAUUUGUUAAAUAA
Gigantopelta aegis is the source of this 522-nucleotide messenger RNA. RefSeq names its product probable U3 small nucleolar RNA-associated protein 11. Bases 1 to 522 code for a protein of 173 amino acids. Gene Ontology annotation, biological process: rRNA processing. The record is from RefSeq and is a predicted model, not a curated record. Gene Ontology annotation, cellular component: nucleolus; small-subunit processome. The transcript has a single exon. Lineage: Eukaryota; Metazoa; Mollusca; Gastropoda; Neomphalida; Peltospiridae.